GGAAGGUUGGAUCCUCGGAGGAGGGUACCGGGAGCAGGAGCUGCAGGUGACGCUGCAGCCGAGCAUCCCGGUGCUGGAAUUCCGCCGGGCAGCGCCGCAUUUUCAGCCCUCAGCUCAGCUCCUGGGAGCUGGGAUUUUGCUUCAUCAUGCAAAAGUUAAAAAUAGUUGCACUUAAUUCAGCACUUUUCACCUUGCUGAAGAGACCGGGAAGAGCCUCCCCACCGGGACGGGUCAGGGACGGCGACAGCUUGGUGCUCUCCUGUCCUGCCUGCUCCUCAGCUUUGCCAUCCCGCAGCUCCCAGGGCCGGGGAGGCGCAGCUUUGGCGUGGGCUGACAGCUCUGCCUCCUGCCAGAGCUGCUCCAGGGCCCUGUGUCCCUCUGUCCCCUCCAGGCACGGGGCGGUGAAGGCCGAGGACACCUUCAAGACGUCCCCGUUCCACCUGGACCUGUGGUUCUACUUCACCCUGCAGAACUGGGUGCUGGAUUUCGGGCGCCCCAUCGCCAUGAUCAUCCUCCCUCUGGAAUGGUUUCCUCUGAACAAACCCAGCGCUGGAGAUUAUUUCCACAUGGCUUACAACGUUAUCACCCCCUUCCUGCUGCUGAAGCUCAUCGAGAGGUCCCCCAAGACCCUGCCCAGGUCCAUGGUCUACGUCAGCAUCAUCACCUUCGUGAUGGGCGCCAGCAUCCACCUGGUGGGAGACUCGGUGAACCACCGGCUGAUCUUCAGCGGGUACCAGCACCACCUGUCUGUCAGGGAGAACCCCAUCAUCAGGAACCUCAAACCCGAGACCCUGAUCGACUCCUUCGAGCUGCUCUACUACUACGACGAGUAUUUGGGGCACUCCAUGUGGUACAUCCCGUUUUUCCUGAUCCUGUUCAUUUACUUCACGGGCUGCUUCACGCCGGCGGCGGAGCAGCCCCGGAUGCCCCUGGCUGCCCUGCUCCUGGUGGGGCCCAGCAGCCUCUACUACUGGUACCUGGUGACGGAGGGCCAGAUCUUCAUCCUCUACAUCUUCACCUUCUUCGCCAUGAUGGCCCUGGUGAUGCACCAGCGGCGCAAGGGGCUGGUGCUGGACAGCAACGGGCUCUUCCUCUUCCUCUCCUUCAUCAUCACCCUGCUGCUCAUCGCCGCCUGGGUGGGCUGGCUCUGGAAUGACAAAACCCUCCGGAAGAAGUACCCGGGGGUGAUUUACAUCCCGGAGCCCUGGGCCUUCUACACCCUGCACAUGAACAACCUGCACGCGGCCAAGGGCGCCUUUUGAUACUUUUUGUGGGGGGGGGGAAAAGAAGAAAUCUAGUUUUUCUAAAGUAGAUUCAUGUGUUUAGAAUAAACUCCUGAGCGAUG
This is a messenger RNA of Serinus canaria (Common canary), 1345 nucleotides long. RefSeq names its product CLN6 transmembrane ER protein (gene CLN6). Bases 147 to 1262 code for a protein of 371 amino acids. The transcript is spliced from 6 exons. Lineage: Eukaryota; Metazoa; Chordata; Aves; Passeriformes; Fringillidae. The record is from RefSeq and is a predicted model, not a curated record.